AUGAGUGGCUUGAUGGAGCUUGUGAUUCUUGUCGCGUGUUGUUUCUUCCUCGUAACUUUAAUCAAGUUCCUUUACGAUUAUCUGUGGAUACCUCUGCGUAUACAGCAUAUACUGAAUUCACAGGGAAUCAAAGGACCUCCUAUCAGAUUCAUCCAUGGCAACGACAAGGAAAUUGCCAAAACGAAACAAGAAGCAUUAGGCAAACCUGUGGCCUGGACAGAUGAUUUAUUUCCCAGACUACAGCCACAUAUUUACAGCUGGAUCAACAGAUAUGGGAAGAACUUUGUUUAUUGGGACGGUGCUCGAGCUGAAUUGGUGAUUUCUGAGCCUGAACUAGUUAAAGAGGUUUUGAAAAAUAGUAAAAAUAUUUUUCAAAAAGUGAAGCUUCCAGAAAUUAGUAGGAAGCUCAUGGGGAAUGGGCUUGCGUUCACUGAGGGGGAAAAAUGGGCAAAGUAUCGAAAGCUAGCCAAUCACACUUUCCAUGGGGAAAGCCUAAAGAACAUGACUCCAGCAAUGAUUGCUAGUGUUGAAACAAUGCUAGAAAAGUGGAAUGGCCAAGAAGGCCAGGAGAUUGAAGUGUUUCAAGAAUUUAGAUUAUUGACUUCAGAAGUGAUUUCCAAAACAGCAUUUGGUAGCAGUUACUUGGAGGGGGAGAAGAUUUUUGCCCUACUGUACAAGUUGAAAAUACUUGUUAAUCUAAAUAUGUCCAAGACUACAAUUCCUUUCAUCAACAAGCUAUGGAAAUCUACUGAUUUGCUAGAGUCUGAAAAACUUGCAAAAGGAAUACAAGAUUGUGUAAUAAAGAUUGUUAAGAAGAGAGAAGACCAAGUUGUGAAUGGGGAAGCCGAUAGCUUCGGCAAUGAUUUUUUUGGAUUACUUGUAGAUGCCUAUAAUGAUUUGGAUGAGAAAAAUAAGCUUUCAUUGCAAGACCUGGUAGAUGAAUGUAAAACUUUCUACAUUGCCGGACAAGAAACAGUUAAUUCCCUACUGGGAUGGAUAGUCUUGCAUUUGGCAAUCUAUGGAGAUUGGCAAGAAAAAGCAAGAAGGGAGGUGAUUGACAUAUUUGGUAACCAAAAUCCUCAUCUCGAAGGCAUCACCAAACUUAAAACAAUGACCAUGAUCAUCAAUGAAACUCUAAGAUUGUAUGGUCCGUCAAAUGGCUUGGCAAGAACAGUUGCAAGAGAAGUACAGUUGGGAAAGUUAGUCUUGCCUGCUAAAUUAGAUAUUCUGCCUCUAAAUAUUGGACUUCACCGUGACCCUCACUUGUGGGGGGAUAAUGUGCAUCUUUUUAAACCAGAGAGAUUUGCCGACGGGAUUGCCAAAGCUACCAAUUACACCGCGGCUGCAUUUUUGCCCUUCGGAUUGGGUCCUCGAUCUUGUGUUGGUAUGACAUUUGCAACAAUAGAAACCAAGAUUGCUCUCUCCAUGAUUCUACAACGUUACACCAUUACUCUUUCCCCUGCCUAUGUCCACUCUCCAAUACUUAUUCUCACCGUUCGACCACAACAUGGAAUUCAAGUAAUAAUUGAACCGCUACAUAAUAAUUUUUGAAUUACAUAGCUAUUAAGAGAUGACAAUUAAUAUAUC
Molecule: messenger RNA, 1587 nt
Organism: Gossypium raimondii (Peruvian cotton)
Lineage: Eukaryota; Viridiplantae; Streptophyta; Magnoliopsida; Malvales; Malvaceae
Product: cytochrome P450 CYP749A22-like
Exons: 5
Coding region: 1-1551 (516 amino acids)
Molecular function (GO): heme binding; oxidoreductase activity, acting on paired donors, with incorporation or reduction of molecular oxygen; iron ion binding
Source: RefSeq, a predicted model, not a curated record